AUGUCAAAAAAAAAUAAUCAGCCACAGGUAAAUUCCCCAGUUGAUAAGCUAGAGCUGGAGAGUCAGUUUAUAAUUCGGUUUCCGGAGGACCUUGCCAAAAUAGUGCACGAAGCUAUAGAAGCGGAAACCAUCAAUGAGAAACUAAGUAUUCAGCUUGACAACGAUCUGCGAUACGGUGAGGUACACCUAAAUAAUCAGCAGCUGCACGCCAAACUUGUUGAUCUGCCCACAGUUAUUGAGAGCUACAAAACGGCUGACAAUACGAAUUUGUACAAAACAGCCGACAUUUGCCAGUUGCUAGUGUGCAGUAGGGAGCGCCCAAAGGAUUUCGAUAGGGAGCGUGCCAAAAAAGCCAAGGAGCUGGAUACUGCGCCUGUGUCAAAUUCAGACACAGAGCCCGAGAAGACGCCCCCGAAGAAGGCCGGUAGGCGUGCCGCGAAGCAACCUGCUAAACAGACCGAAAAACCGACCCCAAAGAAGCCUGGAAGACAGCCUAAGAAGCAGACGGGAAAGCAGGCUGGAAAGCAGACUGGAAAACAGGCGGUAAAGUUGGCCGGAAAGCUGGCCGAAAAGCAAGCUGAUGAGCUGGCUGAAGACCAGGCCGAUGAGCUGGCUGAUGAGCAGGCUGGUAAGCCGCUUGGAAAGCAGGCCGGAAAGCAGGCUGGAAAGCUGGCGGGAAAACAAGCUGGAAAGCUGGCUGGAAAACAGGCGGGAAAGCAGGCCGGCAAACAAGCCAAUACGCAAUCUGAAUCGGAUGCUCCCUGGGACGACGACAAGGAAAAUCUGUCGCCCAUUUUGGAGGACACCAGAGAUAUACUAAAAGUGGACGAAAAGUAUCUAUGGCCACACGGUCUGACGCCGCCCUGUCGAAAUCUGCGCCGACGUCGUCUGAACAACGCACUGAAAGAGAAGAACGUAGAGCCGCCCGAGCCAGACAUCCUGCGAGAGGUCAAAUACCUGCUACGCAUGGACAGCGAAGCUGUGCGCGUCGACUACGAAGUUGUCAAUGAGUCGAGCGCGGCAACAGCGUUGAAUCUAUCUGACACCAGCAGCGGCGAUGAGGAAAUGACAGACGAUACAGUGCAAUAACAUUAUUUAUUAAAU
Molecule: messenger RNA, 1104 nt
Organism: Drosophila novamexicana
Lineage: Eukaryota; Metazoa; Arthropoda; Insecta; Diptera; Drosophilidae
Product: transcription initiation factor TFIID subunit 7-like
Exons: 2
Coding region: 1-1089 (362 amino acids)
Biological process (GO): RNA polymerase II preinitiation complex assembly; transcription initiation at RNA polymerase II promoter
Cellular component (GO): transcription factor TFIID complex
Molecular function (GO): RNA polymerase II general transcription initiation factor activity
Source: RefSeq, a predicted model, not a curated record